This is a messenger RNA of Venturia canescens, 3467 nucleotides long. RefSeq lists its product as uncharacterized. Gene Ontology annotation, molecular function: nucleic acid binding; zinc ion binding. The transcript is spliced from 2 exons. The record is from RefSeq and is a predicted model, not a curated record. Bases 217 to 2844 code for a protein of 875 amino acids. Lineage: Eukaryota; Metazoa; Arthropoda; Insecta; Hymenoptera; Ichneumonidae.
GCCACCAAAUAGGUCCUUUAACCUUCAAGCGUUGAUUGGCCGCCGGAAUGUGGCCGGAAUAGAUUACACAAUUUUUUUUACCGGUGGAAAACUGUACAUACGUUUCAAGAUUGUUCUGUUACUGCGGCGUUGGACUUGAACACAUAUUUUUGGCAGAAUAAUUAUCAUCGAGCAGUUUCAUUGUUCCUCGAAUGAAUUUUGAAGAAUUAUCAAAAGAUGUCUAUGCUCAAAGCAAUUGAUUACAUGAAUCGUGAACAUACAUUAUUGAAGAAAAACCAAAAUCUGUAUUGCGUCGUUUGUGCAACGGUGCAGGUGGAAGGAACAUGGGAAAGCCAUGUGACUAGCCAUUUUCAUCAAGAAGCGCUAAAAAGAUUUGAUUUUCUGUUUGAUAUAAGGGAAGAAGAAUGGCACUGUAAGCUGUGUAGAUGCAAAGUGUCCUGGGAUGAUUUGAAGCAACAUGAGAAAAUGCAUUAUUUGGUACCGUGGGACAAAGAAGAAGGAAAUUAUAACAAGUACGAAAUAUUUUUUGAAAACAAAAUAUUACAGUGUAACAAUCUAUUCAGCUGCUGCUUGUGUCAAUCAACUUUCACGGAAUGGGCUUUGGCAUUAGUACACAUUACUGAUGCAAAACACCAGAGUCUGAUGCAAAAGAGUGCAACAAAUUUUGAUCACACACUUAUUAGAUCAGGAAAUGGCCCCAGUUUUGAAAUGUUGGUAAAAGAAGGAAUAUUUGCUUGUGAUGAAUCAAGAUUCGGAUGCGAAAUCUGUAAAUCCCAAAGCAUUUCUUUUCUCGGUACUCUUCGACACGUCAAGGGCCUCAUUCAUGUUUGCAAAAAAUCAAAAUUUGUUUUGAAAGAGCCUGAUAACGAUACCGGUCAAGAUAUUACACGUCUCUAUGUACCAAUUCGAGAAGAAAAAGAUCAAAUUCAAAUUGCAGCUUCGAAUAAUCUUCACCGAGUCAAUAAUACUGAUAUUGUUCACAAUGUGUGUCCCAUAAAUUGCGUUGAUCAAUAUUCUAGGAAUAUUCCCCAACGAUCUUGUGAGGGCAACGUAGAAGAUAGUAAAAUAGAGGAUCGCUCUCAGAGUAACCAGUCGAUGUAUGAAAAUGGCAACGAACAUCAUAACCGAGCCAGUGACAGCUUCAAUUCGUCCCAGCGAAAAAAUAAGGAGAUUCGUGAGAGUUCGGUGGAUUUUAAUAAUGAUUGCUUAAAAAACGAGCAAUUUGUAUCGCAAAGUUCAGAUUGUGCUCCGGUCAAGGUACAAAAAAAUCCCGAGGUUCCCCGGAAUAUACGCUACUGCGAAAACAUCGUGAUACUAGGAAAGAAUAGCUAUUACUGCGAACUUUGCUGUCUCGAAAUGACGAAGCUCGAGGAUGUGGAUCUUCACUUGAGAACGCAAAGUCAUUUAAAUUCGUUGACCAACUCGAAGAAACCAGUGACAGUGAAGCAAGAGGAUCAAACGUUGAACGCCGAUUCGAAUGAUUCCGAGAAUGAUUAUAUCACUGAAAUCGACGAGACGAAAGUGCUCUGCGUCGUUUGCGACGUCUUUCUUCCGUCCACAUCGUUGAACGUGCGCGAACAUAACCAAGGAAAAAUGCAUUCUCGUUCGUUGAAAAAAUAUGGAUGUGAAAAUAUAUCACGAAGCGAUGACGAUAUUUUUUAUUGCCGGUCGUGCUUUUGCACCCUUUCCGGGCGUAAAAAUAUGCAUCUGCACAUUAAAGGAGAGAUACAUCGGAGCGCAUUCCCGGUUGCCCCGAAGGAGAGGUUCUCGCCAGAAAUGGAUCCAAAAUUGGAAGAGCAGAGCUAUUUGAGCAGACCAAAUUUAGUCUGUUUGAAGCCGGAAACCUCAUCAAAUGUCUCAAGCCCUUUGCGCAGACCAAAUUCUAUAAAACCCCGAGAAGUAACAUCGUCAGUAGAAAAACUCCAGAGACCUUUGUGCGAGCUCAGCUUUGUUAAACCGAGCGAAUCAACUCCAGCAAAGAAGCUUUCAAUACCUACGCGCAAACCAAAUACGAUUCAUUCGCACGAAGCGAUCGUAGAAAAUGAAAAGGCAUAUAGCAGCAGCUCUCUACGUAAACCGAAUCUUCCUGACUUGAAAGCCAAAGUCGUUGGAAAACAGAUUUUCUACGAUAGUGAAUCGGAAACUGUUGAUUUAAAAAAAGAAACAGCAGAGUGCCCGGAGCACCAUUCGGAACUGGCCGAAACGUACACGGCUAGCCUUCUCUCUGUAAACAAUUCCGUAAACAAUAAUACGAUCGUGGAAGAUCCCGCCGAUACAUUUCAAAAGUCCCUCGACUUCAUCACCGUUCUCAACGAGGCAGCAGUUUUUUGCGAAAUUUGUCAUUGCAGCGUGAGUCGCUCUCCGCGAAAUAUUAGCGCUCACGUAAUAGGAAAACAGCACAACGUUUCCAUGCGCGCCUACGGAUGCAACGACAUCGAAAAAAUGCAGAAUUCAACUUAUUUUUGCAAGCACUGCAACUCCACGAUCCUUCAUCUCGAUGAGAUUUAUCAACACGUAAACAGUCCGUUGCAUUUGCACCUCGUUAAUACCGGGAGAAAAAUGAAAAAUGAAUCUCCGAAGCUGGAUGUGAAGAAGCAGAAUGUCCAACAUAAUGGAAACUCAAUUUCGGUGGCUGCCAUUGCUCAACGAAUGACCAAGCUGGCUGAUCAGGCCAAUGGCAAUUGCGGGGACAGUAUUGAGGAAAAUGAUUCGAUUGCUCUUCUCGCAAACGAUAUUAUUCAUGGUGGAGGCCACAAUUAUUUCUGCAACCGCUGCUACUGCAACGUAUCCGGUAUAUUCAAUAUUCGUAAACACAUCGCAGGGAAGAAGCAUCAGAAAAAGUAGUCUCACGAAAAGAGCUCUAUUGAGAGGCUAGUCUAAAAAAAUGUGCCCAGUGUCUCGUAGCCGAGGUCAGUUGAAAACGAUUCGAUCGACGAAAAACAUGGACAAACGACGAUUGUUCGAAAGCGGUAAAUUUACGGAUUUAAUUUAAAAAAUGUAUGAUAUUCUUGUCGCGAGCAAAAGUACAUGUAACUAAUUUGUUUCGCGGUGCAGUGAACUUUACAACACGUUUAUUUUUUAUUUUUAUUAAUCACGGUCUUUAAAAUUUUUUUUUUGUUUUCCGUUAACCGUUUCGGGAGCGAAUAUGAAAGAAAACGUUCUUCAUAAAGGAAUAAUCUUAUCAAUUUCUCGUUGUUGAAAUACUUAAAUUUUAUUUCGAUUUUUAAAUGGGGGACGUUGUUUUUUUCAAAAAUAAUACUCUUGUUACUGGUAUUAAAAUAUUCGAAUUGUUUUUCCAUCAUUUUCGAACAUUUUCGAUUCGCAUCGAGGGUCACACAACGGAAAAAUGGACCAAACACAGAAGGAUCGAUAUAUUCUUCAAAUUCUUUAGGUUUUAAUAAUAAGUAUUUUUUUAAUGUUCGAUUCGUGCGAUGAGACUCGAAAGAAUAAAAAUUUUCCAUUUGUUA